AUGGUCAAUUCAUGCUCUAUUCUCACUGCGCUUCUCGUCGUCGGGACUGUUGUACUCGCUGUCCCUAUCGUCCCUGAGGGUAUUAUCAGUACUGGGAUGCCUGAAGGCGGUACGAAUGUGUGCGGUUACUUUAUCAUGACAAGCGCUGACUUUUUGAGGUUUUUGCAGCAGUCGGAUUUCAGCCAGGAAGCAGAAGCAUGGAUGCAGAAUCCAGCGAACCCGGUCUCCCAAUCAGAACCAGACGCCAUGAUGUUAUUUCGCGAGAACCCCCAUCUGCUGAAGGCUGGCCUGGCUCACAAUCAUCAAGAAGUUGAAAAAGACGCGGAUUUCCUCAGAAAUUAUCCACUUCCCGAGAAUUACAGACAAUUAAUGGAUGUGUUUAACCGAAUGCACCGUCAACCCAACACUGAUCUUUCGGCUGAGGACAUUGAAUACCUCCCAAAACUUAUCCGGAAAAUGGGCGAUAUACACACACUCAUCGUUACUUACAUACAGGGAAAUGGUCCGAGUGGGACUACCGCUAAAAAUCUUGCAGAAAUUCGUGAAGGUUUUGAGAAGGGGGAAGAUUUAGAUAAGCUCAUGAAACUUACAAAAUCUUAG
Molecule: messenger RNA, 600 nt
Organism: Lentinula edodes (shiitake mushroom)
Lineage: Eukaryota; Fungi; Basidiomycota; Agaricomycetes; Agaricales; Omphalotaceae
Exons: 3
Coding region: 1-600 (199 amino acids)
Source: RefSeq, a predicted model, not a curated record